Molecule: messenger RNA, 1143 nt
Organism: Spodoptera frugiperda (fall armyworm)
Lineage: Eukaryota; Metazoa; Arthropoda; Insecta; Lepidoptera; Noctuidae
Exons: 4
Coding region: 176-853 (225 amino acids)
Biological process (GO): apoptotic process
Cellular component (GO): mitochondrion
Source: RefSeq, a predicted model, not a curated record
UCAACUUGACAUUUAGAUCUAAAACCAAAAUUCAUCUGUCAAAAAAGUAAAACCAAAACAGAAAAUCUAACCUAAAAUAAGUGUCUAUGUAUUUUACUUUUGCAUAAAAACUUAAAAUGAAGUAAAAAUACCUAUUAAAAUUUUGUCAGACUAUCUUGCAUAUCUCACAAACACAAUGUUUAGAUACCGAUUAUUUACUUUUUUGAAAACUGCUUGCGAAGUUUCCCGUAGAACUAUCGACCCGAAAAUUCGAAAUUUUACUCCAGUGACUUUGGGACUCUUAACUACAGCUUACUGUAACGACAAACAAAAUGAAUUGCUAGUUAUGUGGGAUGCAGAUAAUCUGGAACAUGACUUUUUAAUUCGCCAAGCUACGACUAUCAAUGUAAAUGCAGCUACGCAACUUCUUACUGUUACAUUAGUCGCUAUCCAAGACACAAGUGAAAGACUGCGCGAGGCCCUGACACGGGAGAUCUGUUUGGUGAAACAAGCCCUAGAGUGGGGUGAAGAGGGCACUCCACCUCAUCAUUGGGACCAACUAGUGGCUGUCCGAGGUUCACUGUGCGAUUUGAGGCACAAUCUCCACACUUUGUUUAGUUAUAUGGAUUAUGCAGAAAAAUUAGCAACAGUGGCUGCAGAGAUAUCAUAUUUAUCAGGAAACAUUGUCGCUUCAGAUGCCAUUUGUGAAAGAAUAGACCAUGCAUGCAGGUCGUGCAACAUGCAGAAACAGCUGACGCAUGAACUGCAGCAGGAGAGUCUGGAACUGCAGCAACAAGCCAUCCUCAGUGCCCCUCAGCUGGAGGACAAGUUGAAACAUGAAGUUACAACUGGGAAAAGCAAAUUAAAGACUUAAUUUUAAAGUUAGAUAGUUUUAAAAUUUAUUUAUGUUAAGUUCAAGAUAAGGCUAAAUAUAAAUUCUAAUGUGGUAACAAUUUGCAGCCAUGUUUUCAUUUACUUAAAGUUUAGUAUUUGUGUAAUGUACAAAUUAUAGAAGAAAAUUAAGUUCUAAACGUGAUUUGCUAUUUAAAUUGUAGUAGAACUUAUUUAUUGCAUAAGUAAUAAAAUUACUACAUAGCAAACCUACUAGUAAAAUUUUCAAUAUAUUAUUAAAUAAAAGUGCUAAAAAUUAAACUUAUAAAGUGA